Macrosiphum euphorbiae (potato aphid) is the source of this 1746-nucleotide messenger RNA. The record is from the annotation of a GenBank genome assembly. NCBI's taxonomy places the organism in Eukaryota, Metazoa, Arthropoda, Insecta, Hemiptera, Aphididae.
AUGCCCCUUAGCUGCAUAACACUGAUGUGUGGGCUUGUUUGUAUUUUUAAUUGUCAAUACAUUGUGAACCGAUUGAUUAUGGAUUUGAAUGACACACAAUUUAAUAUCCCCGAUCCCCGUAUUAGUGAUGUCAUUGAUGUCAUUGAAGAGCACGUAAGAACUAAAACUGUGGAACAAAUGGACAGUUCAUCAUCAAAUAAUGGGCGAAGACCUACAACUUCACCAUAUAUCAAAAUCGUCGAACAGCCUGCUUUACAAAAGUUGAGGUUUAGAUAUAAGCGUGAAAGUAGAGCCGGGAGUAUACCUGGAGUUAAUAGUACCACUGACAAUAAAACCUACCCAACAAUUCAAAUAGUAGGUUAUAAAGGCAGGGCUGUUGUUGUAGUAUCAUGUGUUACAAAAGAUGAACCAUAUAAACCUCACCCUCAUAACCUUGUGGGACGUGAUAACUGCGAAAACGGAAUUUGUUCUAUAGAAUUAAUGAAUGAAUCAAUGGAGGCAAGUUUUCAGAAUUUGGGAAUACAAUGUGUAAAAAGAAAAGAUAUUGUUGAGGCACUCAAAGUACGAGAACAUUUAAAAAUAGAUCCAUUUAGAACUGGAUUUUCACAUAAAGAGAACCCAACUUCAAUACACUUAAAUGCAGUAAGGUUGUGUUUUCAAGCUUUUCUUGGCGAUUCACAAAAAGGAAAAUAUACUAUUCUAGAACCAAUUGUAUCAGAUCCAAUUUAUGAUAAAAAAGCGAUGUCAGAUUUAUCAAUAUGUAGAUUAAGUGAUGCGGCAGCUUCAGUUGUAGGUGAUAAAGAAAUCAUAUUAUUAUGUGAAAAAGUAACAAAAGAUGAUAUCCAAGUAAGAUUUUUUGAGGAAAAAGAUGGUAAGUGCAUUUGGGAAGACUAUGGUGUUUUUAAAGCUUCAGAUGUACAUAAACAAGUGGCUAUUUGGUUUAAGACUCCAAAAUAUAAAACAACAGAGAUUGACAGUCCAGUAACUGUAUGGAUUCAGUUAAAAAGACCUUCGGAUGGCAUGUGUAGUGACGCUCUUCCAUUUACGUUCACUCCGGAUUAUUCAGAUCCGGUUGUGUUGAAAAGGAAAAGACAGAUAUUAUUUAGCGAAAGUGAACGUUUGAUUCAAUUACCGAGGAACAACCCUAUUAGACAUAAAGAUCAGUCAUGUAAUUUUAUAGAUGGAAUGGUUGACCAAUUGUCAAUUUCUGUACCAAUCAUAGAAGAACCAGAACCUAGUCCCAAUCUUUUAAGUGGUAUACAUUCACUUCCAAAUUCGAGUUUUCUUCAACAUUUGCCUUCAAAUAACUCAAGAACACCUUCACAAUCUGAAUAUUGGUUACCAAAUGUAAAUUAUAUCUCAUCGUAUGGGCAGACUACAUUUCAGAACACCAAUAUUCAACUAAAUACUACAGUGUGGCCUCCAGUUAAUAGUCAUAAUCCAACAAAUUAUGAUCUACCAACUACCAUAACUACAACACCUUUACCAUGCCCAACAGAAAGCAAUAAUGAGUCUAAUCUUAUGGAAGCUACAUUGUCAAGUUUAGAUUCUAGUGACUUAAGAACGUUGUUGGGAGACAGUGAACAUGCCUUGUCAACCAAUUUGUCUCCUAGUCUACUUUUAACAGAAAAUAGUGUUCGUGGAGAACCCAAUCUAGAAAUAGUCCAAGACAAUAUAAAUAUGUCGGACAGUUUUGAUAGAAUUGCUAACAACACUCUUAAUGAAUUCUGUGAGUUUUACACAUAA